GGCCUGUCUGAAGUGUAAUUCACCCAGUACAUAAUGGAGAGAAAACUUUGUUUGUCACCGGAAGUCACGAAAUCUCGCGAUGCGCAGGAUUCACUUACACGCCCUAAUACGCACAAACACGCCCGGUUCGCCCAAUCGCGGAACACGUCUACAUGGAUGGGGGUAUUUUCAAACUGAAACUUCAGUAUCAUCGCGGAACUCUGUUCAGUAAGAAUGGGGGACAACAUAAAAGUAGCUGUCCGCGUACGUCCAUUGCUACAAAAAGAACAAAGCAAUGGACUCAACAUUCUGUGGAAUGUCAAGGACGACAAGACUAUUACAUCAAAUGAAUCCUCCGCCUCGGACAGCUAUGUGUUCGAUUCAGUGUAUGAUCACAUGGACACAACCCAGGAGCUGUACGGAGAGCUAUGUUCACCCAUCAUCAGGAAUGCAGCUGAAGGGUUUCAUGGAACCAUCUUUGCAUAUGGCCAGAGUGGUUCGGGGAAGACGUACACAAUAUCUGGCAGUAAAGUACAGGCAGGAGUGAUUGAGCUGGGAAUUGAUGAAUUGUUCGACAUAAUUAAUAAAUCCACAAACAAGGAAUUUUUACUCCGAAUUUCAUACAUGGAAAUCUACACAGAAAAGAUAUACGACCUGUUUGAUGAUAUCGAAAAGACAUUGAAAAUUCAAGAAGACACGGAUCACCAGAUCUCUGUGGUUGGUCUGAAUGAGCAGAUUGUCAACUCGAAGGAACAGGUGAUGCAGUGGAUCGUGCGUGGGGAAACAAGAAGGAAGUUUGCUGAGACAAAAGCUAAUGAUCGCAGUUCACGUUCACACGUUAUCCUGAGAAUAAUCAUAGAGAGUCGGCUGAAGGGAGACGUUGAUGCUGUCAUGGUGUCACACUUGAACUUUGUUGACUUGGCUGGUUCUGAGAAGGCAGCAGACAACUCUGGUGAGAGAUUCAAAGAGGGAUGUGCAAUCAACCGCAGUUUAUUCACUCUCAGCCAAGUCAUCAGCAAGCUGAGUGAGGGAGACAGUUCCUAUAUUGGAUAUCGUGAUUCCAAACUGACUCGUAUCUUACAAAAUGCUCUUGGAGGAAACUCAAACACUCUGAUCAUCUGUACGAUAGCGCCAACAUCAAUGGACGAGAGUCAUUCCACACUGAGGUUUGCUUCUCGAGCCAAGACAAUAAAAAACAAGCCGAGGCUGAAUGAAGUGCUAUCUGAUAGUGCCCUUCUCAAGAAGUAUGCUGAUGAGAUUAAGAAAUUACAGAGGGUGGUUGAUAAGUUGGGAAUGCAAGAAAUUCAGCUGGAGAAAGUGGACCUGCAGAAGAAAUUACAAGAAAAGGAAGAAAUGCAGCACCAUCAAGAUGAGCUCAUCAACAAGCUCCGCCAGAUGAUCUGUGUGUCAGGAACAAAUGAUGAUACAAGAGAAACAAAGUCAAAGAAACUGCGAAGAGAAACAUGGUGUGGUAAAAAGCUGAAGAUGAGCAGUUCAGCAUUUCAUAACUUCAAGCUCCCAUCAAGUGAGCCCCUGCUGCUACCUCAAAGUGACUUGCCCCAGGUAGGCAAGCCUCUCUCCAGUCGACAUUUCAGUUUCCCUGCCCUGGAGGAAGAAGAGCCAUCAUUCUUGCAACUUCCUCCUGAUGACCUCACGGCAGACGACUCCCUCUUCAUAUCUCUGGACACCACAAAUAAAAAAUCUUUUAUCACAAACUCAAGGAGAUCAGGAAGGAGGUCAGAGGAUCAAACACACAAAAAGGAAAUAGAAGAUCUGAAGAAGGAGAAUGAAGAGCUUCAUGAGGUCAACACUCAACUAGGUAAUCAGGUUCUGGAACUGGAAUCCAAGAAUGAGAAGCUGGAGACUGACCUGCUAACGGUCAAGGUCAAGCUGGAUCAAGUGAUGAAUGACCUGGCAAUGCAGAGUCUGGAGCUUGACAAGGCCACAACCCUGGCUCACCAUGAUAUAUCUCUGCGAGACUUGCAAGAGUUCCAUCGUCUUGAGAAGGAUGAGUUGGAGGAACAGAUUGAAGCACUGAUGAAGAGGAAGGAGGACUUGGAAGGACAGGCCAUCCCUGCAGAUGUCCAGUAUGUGAAGCAGGUGGAGAUGGAGCUAUCCAGGAACUAUGAUAAGAUGAUGGAGCUCAGCAAGUCUAACAAGGACAUGGAGAAGGAGAUUGACAAGCUGAAGGAGGAGCUUGCCCUGUUGGAAAGCAGCAACUCAACACCAUCAGAUACCACCAGAGAACCUGCCAGCCCUGACAACGAUGAGUCUGCAGUAGAUGUUCCAGAGGAGCCAUUCAAGCAGGAGCAGAACCAGAUGUUCACCGAGCAUCACAGAAGCAGAUUGAUGGCAGUCAAUCAGGAACCUGCCAGCCCUGACAACGAUGAGCGAUGUUCCAGAGCAGCUCGGUUGUCGGAAAUACAUGCCCUGGACUUUGAACGAACACGAUUUGAUGCACAUCGCAACAUCGUACAUAUGGGAUUGAGAUGGGACUUCAUAGCAAAGAACCAACUGCCGGGUCAACCAGACACACAGUUCCACAUCCCAGCACUCUCGACAGUCCUUGGGCCACAGAAUACUCAGGACCUAUCUUUCUGCCCAUUUGAUGCUACACUUCAAGCUACAGUUGAAGGUCUCAGGAAAGACAAAGAUGACCUUGAGGCAUUGGUUGCAUCCAAGAAUGGGGGAAAGAGUUCAUCUGUUGAUCAAGAUGAUAGGUUGGAGAAAUUAGACAUUCAACUUACUGAUCUCAGGAUGGAAAAAACUGAAGGUGAACAGAAAUAUGAAAAGGAAAUAGAAAAAUUACAAAAGCUUAUUGUUGAAAAGGAUACAGAACUUAGAGCUCUGGCUGUGCCAUCUGUCAAAGACAUAACAACAAAGGAAGGGAAUACUGAAGCUUUGGUGAAUGGAUUUGAUGACAAGACUGUCAAUGAGGAGCUUAUCAAGCAGUUAAGUGAUCACAAACAGGAACAAGAAGUAGUGCUGACACAGAAUGAAGAACUAAGGAAGCAGCUAAGUGAUCACAAACAGGAACAAGAGGUAGUGCUGGUGCAGAAUGAAGAACUUAAGAAGCAGCUAAGAGAUCACAAACAGGAACAAGAGGUAGUGCUGGUGCAGAAAGAAGAGCUGAAGAAGCAGCUAAAUGAUCACAAACAGGAACAAGAGGUAGUACUGCUACAGAUUGAAGAGCUUCAGAAGCAGCUAAGUGAUCACAAACAGGAACAAGAGGUAGUACUGGUGCAGAAUGAAGAGCUUCAGAAGCAGCUAAGUGAUCACAAACAGGAACAAGAGGUAGUGCUGGUGCAGAAUGAAGAGCUUCAGAAGCAGCUAAGUGAUCACAAACAGGAACAAGAGGUAGUGCUGGUGCAGAAUGAAGAGCUUCUGAAGCAGCUAAGUGAUCACAAGCAGGAACAAGAGGUAGUGCUGGUGCAGAAUGAAGAGAUUAAGAAGCAGCUAAGUGAUCACAAACAGGAACAAGAGGUAGUACUGCUACAGAUUGAAGAGCUUCAGAAGCAGCUAAGUGAUCACAAACAGGAACAAGAGGUAGUACUGGUGCAGAAUGAAGAACUAAAGAAGCAGAUAAGUGAUCACAAACUGGAGCAAGAGUUAGUGCUGGUGCAGAAUGAAGAGCUUCAGAAGCAGCUAAGUGAUCACAAACAGGAACAAGAGGUAGUACUGAUGCAGAAAGAAGAGCUUCAGAAGCAGCUAAAUGAUCACAAACAGGAACAAGAGGUAGUGCUGGUGCAGAAUGAAGAGCUUAUCAAGCAGCUUGAUGGGGCUAAGCUGGAAUUGGAAGUGAUUCUUGCUGAGAAGAUAACUGCUGAGGAUAAACACAAGGAUAUGGAAAAGAUUAUUCAGGAGAAGAUCGUUUUGGAAGACGAACUGGAUAGGAAAACUGAACAACUUAAUAACAUAUUGCCAGAUAACAAAUUUUGUGAUGUGUCAAAGAAGGGGAGUAAUUUUGAAAGAAGCCAGAAGAUGUCAAUGUCAGAUGUUGUUAUACAUUCCUUUGAUGCCGAUUUCACAGUCUCUAAUAUUGACAUAUCAAUGAAAAUGUCAGAUGGUCCAAUGUCAAUUGCUGAUGAACUUUCUUUGGCGUCUCAGUCUAAUGCUCAGUCUUUGUCUCUGGCUGAUGAACUAACUUGUGCAUCAAGGCAGCAAAUACAACCAAUGUCUCUUGCCAAUGAACUGAAUACAGUCAGUGAACCAGGUCAAACAGGGCAUAGUGUUUGUGGACAAAAUGUAACUGCAGUUUCAGUGAAGGAUGAAGAACUCCAAACAUCCUUUGAUGUUGUAGACAAAGUUCAGUGUAAAACUGAUAUUGAAGAACAAUUCAACAUUAUGACAGAGGAAGUGAAAAAUAUUAAACAGGACAAACUAGAUAUGGCAAAGAACUUGCAACUGAAAGAAUCUGAGAUAAGGAAUCUUACUCAAGCAGUUUGCAAACUUGAACGAGAUCUUGACGAAAAACAGGAAGAGCUGGAGACAUUCUCUGAUGAGCUGUUGAGACGACAAGACCUCAUUACUUCAACAGAAUCUGGAAAAGGCAGAGAAUGCUUUGACAGAGAAUUUGGCAGCCAUACAGAUGAAAUAAUUGCAGAACAGAAAGUCACCCCUCAUAUUUCAGAUGAUGUUGACAGUGAAGAAGAUGAGGUGACGUUUUCAAUCAAGAAGAUAUCACCUAAAGUUUCCCAGUCUAGAAAUGAGGAUUUGGAAGCUAUUAUAAAAGAAAAGGAACGUCUGCUGGAGGCUGCAAAAUUGGAACAUAAAGAACAGGAAAUGAAGAUACAAGACUUACAAAAGUACAUGGAGGUACACACUGAUAAUGAGGGAAAGACAAUUAAACUAGAAUGUUGUCCAAAUGGGAGUGUGAGUGAAAUAGAGGAUCUGAAAUGUGGGAAAUUAGAACUUGAACAGAAAUUGAAAGAUCUGCAAGAGAAGGUGCAGGAGAAAUCGCAGGAAGAUGAAUGUCGGCUUGAUGUGUUCAGCAGUGAAGAUUACCCGGAAGGAGAGCAGGAGCUAGAGGCAAACAUCCAAGAAAAACAAGAACAGCUGGAAAAGACAAGACAGGAUCUACAAACGGUGCAGGAAGAGAUGAAGACUGUUAGAAACAGUCUGGAAGCUGCAAGUGCUUUACUGGAGGUAAAGGAAAAGGAGGUUUUGAAACUUGUUGAACAGAGAAACUCUGAUCUUGAGAAAAUUGCAAAGCUUCAGAAUGAAACACAAGAAGAAACAGAAAAGAAUAAGGAAAAUGUUGACAUGAAAGAAAGAGAAAUCAGUGAUCUGAAGGUUGCACUUAAAAAUCUAAAGACUUAUGUGGAAGAAAAGGAAUCCCAGACAGGUGAAAAAGAUGUGGUCAUUGAAGAGUUGCAGGCGAAAUUAAGUGCUGCUGUUGCUAUGGAGGAAGAAGUGAAAGAACUGACCUUGAAGUUGGAUCAGAGUGAGUUGGAUGUUGAGGCAAAGACUAAACAGAUAGAUGAAAUGACUAAGAUGAUUACUCAAGGUACGACUGAACUGGAAGCUUAUGAGACAGAAGUAGAAACACUGAAGCAGAGAGUUGUUGAGGUAGAAGAACAGAUGGCUAAGAAUGAGGCAGAAUUUGAUGACAUUAAAGAAGCUGGUAUGGCAAAGAUUGAUUCUUUGACUGAUGAGUCUUCAGAACUGCAAUAUAAAGUAGCAAACUUAGAAAGCUGUUUACAGGAAAAAGAGCAUGAAAUUCAUGACAUCCACGAGCAGAUUGACAAAAUCAUACAGGACAAACUACAAGAAAGCCAGACAGAAAUCCUUGCUAAAGAACAGGAAAUAAAAUUACUGUUAGACAGUGUGUCAUCCUUGGAAGAAGUCAUUAAAGACAAAGACCAUGAGAUUGAGGGUGUUCUGUCUGAAAAAAUAAAGUUACAGGAAGGGGGAGAAGAGAUGCUGAAGCUGGUGCAGGAGAAGCAUGAGCUUGAGGAGAAGUUGAGGGAGAAGACUGUAGACAUGGCCAGUCUUGAGGAUGAAAGGUCUCGAAUAGAAACUGAGCUGACUCAUAAAACAGCAGAGUUACAGGUUAUGGUGGAAUACAAAAACAAACAGGAUGUGGAGCUGGAAGAUAAAAUCACAGAGAUUGAAAGUUUAUCCAUUGAGAUUCUGAAACUAGAAGAUGCCGUUGUGGAAAAAACUCAAGAUUUGGGUAUUCUUCAAGAGGAGAAGACGUGUACUGAUACAAUCCUGCAGGAUAAAUCAGCUUUGCUAGAGGAUCUGGGAAAGAAGAUGGAUGAGUUUGAGAAUCUAUAUCAAGAGAAAUCAGAUGAAGUGGAUCAGUGUAGGGUAUGCAUUGAGACACUAGAAGGAACCAUUCAUGUGCUGAAAGAAGAAUUACAGACAGCUACAAACAGGAAAUCAGAAGAGGAACUUGGAUCAGAGUUAGAUGUCCUGAGGACAAAUCACCAAGAGAAGGUGGAGGAAAUUUCCAGACUCACGGCUGAAAUUGAAAAGCUGAAGAACUGUCAGAUGCAUAUUUCCACUCAGGAUGGGCAAGUGCAAAAACCUGAUGUCUCGAAAAAAGGCUCUCCUAAAUCAUCUGUUUGCUAAACUCAACACAGGUGGUAAAAGUGAUCUCGCAGGCAUGAUUGAGACUUUAGAUAAGGAAGGACAUGAUGAGUUAGCAAUUCAGCUGAGAGAACUGGAUGUAAAACUUGCCAUUGAGAGAGUAGAAGUCAACCAGAAAAUAAAACAGAGCGAGACUGAGCUGAUGAGGAAAGACAGAGAGAACAAGCAGAUGAAUAAGGC
Haliotis rubra (blacklip abalone) is the source of this 6753-nucleotide messenger RNA. Its product is annotated as kinesin-like protein KIN-7O. Lineage: Eukaryota; Metazoa; Mollusca; Gastropoda; Lepetellida; Haliotidae. The record is from RefSeq and is a predicted model, not a curated record. Gene Ontology annotation, biological process: mitotic cell cycle; microtubule-based movement. Gene Ontology annotation, cellular component: microtubule. Gene Ontology annotation, molecular function: microtubule binding; plus-end-directed microtubule motor activity; ATP binding.